ACAGCUACCUUUUGCAUACGAUGAGCUUUUUUGUUCAUUUGAUGACGAGCUUGAUCCACUUUUAGAGAAACUCGAUGUAGACGCCGAGCCCAUUGCAGAAUUGGACGUUGAUGGUCCGGAAUGUGAAGUUUUAUUCGCUACCUUGGAUCUUGGUGGUAUUGGUGGUGCUUCCAUAAGCGCCAUUUCUUCGAAAUCCACUAAAAAUUAAAAGAAAACAGUAAAAAAAACUAAAACCAACACUGAGUUAUUUAAAAGCUAUUAAAAUUAAAAUCUACUCACAAGACAACUUCUUGGCAAGUGAAUGAGAAGAGGUCACUUUUGAUUGUGGCCAAUUCAUAAAAAUGAUCCUAUAAUGUCUUUUAAAUCGUAAACAUAGUGAUAAUAGCUAUCAAAAAUUCAAUUAAGACUUAAAUGUGUCCUCUUUAUUCAAAUUGUUUACUUUAUGAUUAUUAGGGUGUGUCCAUUUGCUAACGGAUUUUAUUAUUUUUAACAUCGCAGUUUUUACCUUUCGACAUAAGGCUCUAUGAAAUAACACCAGGACUAAUAGGAGAUACUUAUGGUCCAUGUUUAACAAUUAAUUCGAAGUACUGUAUAUUUUUCCUAUAACUGAACAGAUAAAGAACGUUAAUAAUCAUGCUAUCGAUUAUUUAUGGACAUGCAUAUAUUUCCGGUUUUAUCAGAUAGACAAAUCGUGAACGGCAAUAGAUGUCAAUGCCUAAUUUAUCGACAUAACGGAGACACCGGUUUUGAAGCCGGUUUCUUUUGAUGUUCACCUCUUUCGGAGUCGUAACCUCACAACGACCCGCCUAAAUAUGGAGUAGGAUUACAAGGUGAAGCGAUAGAGGGUUGACUAUUUCUAGAUGAGUUGAAUUAAUAGGCCUGACAAACGAGAUUGCUUUUUUACAGAUUUAUUUUUAAUACGUGUUAUUCUACAGAAAACAGAUCGACAUAAAAGUGCUGACAUAAAAAACCUUUAAGAUUCCAUAAUUAACAAGAUUCCUAAAAGUGUCAUUAACGACCGAUAACGCUAAUUAAGCAGGAACUUCAUCGGGAAUCGUAUAAAAUAUUUUUUAUGUCUCUAUUUUGUUCUGUUUUAUUGCAGGCGCCAACAAUAAAAAAGCUAUUUUGUGUCAUAAAAUUCUAAGAAAUGCCAUAUUUAAAAGAACAAAAAUAUCACGUAGUACCGGCUCCGUGGAUUUCAUCACGUUCACAUAAGGAUACAGUAGCAGUAUUCCCGCUGAUAAGGAAAAAGUAGUACACGAAUUUAGAUUGUACGUUAUAGUUUUCGGUACGUUACUUUAUAGGUCUCAGAGCCAUCUGACGGCUUUUUUUCAGAACCGUACACUAGAUCGUUCCAGUAACAAUUUAGUAGAUAAGUAAUGCGUAUUUCGACUGUGCAUAAAAUUAAAGCAAAAGUAUUAGAGCAUGAACUUUUGUUUUAAAUGAGCGAGACUUUCAGCAAUGCUGCGAAAUUACUUGAAGUUUGCAUAGCUCUUUAAAUAAUUACUCAUAAAUCUGUUGAUUGUGAACAAUUGAAAUGACUCGUUUGCAUGAACUGUAUGGUUUUAAAUCUAUCAUAUCUACUAAUACCGAUGAAUAAAAUUAAAGCAAUAGCAUUGAAGCAAGAACUUUUGGUUAAAAUGCGCGAGACCUCUAGCGAAGCUGCUAAAUUACUGGAGGUGUACUAUCAUUUUAUUUAGAUGAUGGUUUUUUAAAUGAUAACUCAUGAAUCUUCUGAUUGUUAACAAUUGAAAUGGCCCAUUUGCAUGAACUGUGCGGUUUUAAUAAAGAUCAAUCUUUAUUCUAUUGCUUGUUCCGGGUGACUAAUUUGACGUAGACUGGCUUGUUCAUCUAUUAAUACAGAUGUGGCACGACACAUUAAUAUCAAUCAUGAGCCUCUUGAGAACUUAUUAAUAGCUCCGAUGGAAGUCAAUUUUAAACGCACAACUGCUUUAGCUACCAUGGCAACUAAUUUCUACUGUAUGGCCCCGCGGAUUUGUUGAUUUGCAGGUUUAUUUUUUAAAAUCUGAAUAGAUUAUUAUUGCGUUUUUUCAAGAGUGUAAGCCUUGAUCAUUCUAGUGUUAUCUCUGGAUGUACUUUCUGGAUGUAUAUGAUGACGGAUUACUCUACAUUGAGUUUCGACAAAAUACCGAUACGUUUGGUGAGAUGAUAAAAACAUUCAAGUCCAAAAAAGAUUAAUCUACAGUUUUGAAAUGCAAUGUGAUGAUUAGUUACGUUAAAACUUUUGGGGAAGCUCAUAAUGAUAUCAAAUCAGUUGGAAAUGGAUCGAAGCACUAAAACAAACGAGUGACUUUUCUGAUGGAAGCAGUCUAGGUGGUUCUCCUACAGGCACAUUUGAAAAUGAAACCCCGAAACUAGUCAAUACUUGUCUGUUACAUUUACCAGAGCCGGUGCAUUGACUCCCCUUCUCUCUUUUUCUAUACAAAGCAUCAAGAAGUAUAGCCAUGAAAAAUAGAUAACUAUUAUUUUAUCUAUUCUUUAUGGUUAUAGCAUAAAAAAAUAAAAGAGAGCAGCUCAAGGGAUCUUACCAUACUCUAGCGCAGUCUGACGCAAGUUUCUGGAACAAUUAUCUGAUGCAAUAAUUGUUCAAUUGUUGCGCAACAAAUUUGUUUUAAACUUAUGCAAUAUUUCAGUAAGUAUUGUUUACCAUAUUUUGAUAAUAUAACGAAUAAUUCUUACGCAAGAAUCGAUCAUUAUUUCUACUAUAAAUAUACAAUAUAUUACAGAUACCAGAACGACACAACUUAUUACCAUUUAUCCUGUACUGGCUAUUGGACGUGUUCACAUAAAAUAUUUUUAAAACUCUUUAAUUAACAAGAUUUAUAGCAGUGUCAUUAACGCCUCUCAACAUGAGACCGAUCAAAAAGCUUUUUUAUGUCAUUAAAUUCUUAGAAGUGCCAUCUUGGGAAGAAGAAAAAUAUCAUGUAGUACCAUCUUCGUGGGUCUUGUCACGUUCACAUGAGCAUACAGAAGUCGCAUUCCCGCGGAAAACGAAAACAAAUUUAUUGAAGUAUGUUCGAUACAGGGAGCUGCCUAAACAUAAGUGGCCGGUAUUUCGAGCCACUACUGAAUUGGAAACUAAUGUGUAUAUGGACGCACUUCUCUACAUUGAGUUCCGACAAAAUACUGAUACGUUUGGUGGCAUGAUGAAAUCAUUUAAGUCGAAAAAUGAGUUAUCUGCGGUCCGGGAAUGCAGUGGGAGAACUGGUAACGUUAAAACUUUCGGGAAAGCUUAUAAUGACAUCAAAUCAGCAGAAAGAAGAUCAGAGUUACUAAAGCAAACGAGUGACUUUUCUCAUAAUAAGAGUCUCAGUGAUUUUUCUUUAGUAACAUGUGGAAAUGAAACCUCGGAAGUAGACAAUACUUUUCUAUCAUAUCAACCAAUGCCAGUCCAUAAAAUCAUUGCACUGGCAUUUGAGCAGGAACUUUUAGAUAAAAUGCGAGAGACCUUUAGCGAAGCUGCUGAAUUACUGGAGGUGUAUGUAACUCUCAAAGCUAGUGGAAAGUGAAGUGAAAUUAAUGUUUUGUACUAACUUUUCAUUUAGAUGAUAGAUCUUUGAAUAAUAACUUAUGAAUUUGCUGAUUGAUAACAAUUAAAAUGACCUAUUUGCACGAACUGUGUGGUUUUAAUAAAGAUCCUGUGCAAUUCCAUCACUUGUUCUGGGCGACUAAUUUUGUGUUCACUGGAUUGUUGAUCUAUUAGAAAAAAGACAUAGCACGACACAUUAAUAUCAAUCAUGAGCCUCUUGAUAACUUAUUAAUAGCACUGAUAGAAAUCAAUUUCAAACGCACAACCGCUUUAGCUACCAUAGCAACUAAUUUCUACUGUCUGGCCCCGCGGAUUUGUUGAUUUGCAGUUUCUAUUUUUGUAAAAUCUAAAUAAGUCAUUAUUGUGUUUUUAGAAAUAGUGUGAGCCCUUAAUUAUUAUAGUGUUAUCUCUGGGUUUACUUACUGAAAGUAUAUGACGAUGCAAUAUUCUACUAUAAUUUUCGACAAAAUACCGACACGUUUGGUGAGAUGAUAAAAACAUUUAAGCCAAAAAAAGAUUUAUCUACAGUUUCGAAAUGCAAUGUGAUGAUUAGUUACCUUCAAAGUUUUGGAAAAGCUCAUAAUGAUAGUAAAUCAGCAGGAAACGAAUCGAAGCACUAAGAUAAUCCAGUGACUUUUCUGAUGAAAGCAGUCUCGGUGGUUCUCCUACAGGCACAUUUGAAAAUGAAACCCCGAAACUAGUCAAUACUUGUCUGUUACAUUUACCAGACCCGGUGCAUUGACUCCCCUUCUCUCUUUUUCUAUACAGAACAUCGCGAAGUAUAGCCAUGAAAAAUAGAUAACUAUCAUUUUAUCUAUUUUUCAUGGUUGUGGCAUAAAAAAAUACAAGAGAGGAUCUCAAGCAGUGCAGCCAGAUCGUCCGAUAUUUUUACCCCCUCCUGCCAUUACACUCCAUGCUAUUUCACCACGGGAAGGGGUAAAAAUAUCGCGCAAUCUGACUGCACUGGUCUCAAAAGAUCCUGCGAUACUCUGGCGCAGUCUGACGCAAGUUUCUGAAACAAUAAUCUGAUGCAAUAAUUGUUCGAUUGUUGCGCAUCAAAUCUGUUUCAAACUUGUGCAAUAUUUCAGUGAGUGUUGUUUACCAUAUUUUGAUCACAUUGUGAUGAAUUCUUGCGCAAGCAUUUAUCAUCAUUCUUACUAUAAAUAUGCGUUAUAUUACAGAUACCAGAACGACACAACUCAUUACCAUUUAUCCUGUACUGGCUAUUGGACCUGUACAUAAAAUAUUUUUAAA
Molecule: messenger RNA, 4804 nt
Organism: Microplitis mediator
Lineage: Eukaryota; Metazoa; Arthropoda; Insecta; Hymenoptera; Braconidae
Exons: 3
Coding region: 2871-3530 (219 amino acids)
Source: RefSeq, a predicted model, not a curated record